Messenger RNA from Betta splendens (Siamese fighting fish), 1227 nucleotides. RefSeq names its product cms1 ribosomal small subunit homolog (gene cmss1). The record is from RefSeq and is a predicted model, not a curated record. The transcript has 10 exons. NCBI's taxonomy places the organism in Eukaryota, Metazoa, Chordata, Actinopteri, Anabantiformes, Osphronemidae. Gene Ontology annotation, cellular component: nucleus; 90S preribosome. The coding region runs from base 110 to 994 and encodes 294 amino acids.
UGGUUUCACGCAAUAGUUUGCAACGCGCAGCUCUUGAACGCACCCCUGGGCACAGCCUGGCUAGGUAGCUAGCAGCGGUAGAUUUGACUGGAGACAGUGUUUCAGCAAAAUGGGAGACGACUUGGGCGACGAGUGGUGGAAGCAAGAGGACAAAUCUGGGGGGUCUGAGGCGGAGGAGGAGCCAGAGCAACAGGAAACAGGAACAACACAGGAAACAGACAAAACAAAGACAAAACCAGAGAAGAGGAAGAGGACAAGUGAGAAAACGGUUAAAGCCAAAAAGAAGAAAAGCAAUGAACAGAACAAGAGUGUAGCUCCAAAGAAACAGACCGAGGAUGAGGAGUCAACUAAACCCAAGAGAAAGAGGAAGAAAAAGAAGAAGACCAUCACAGACGUCUUGGCUGUAACAGAACCAAAACCAGGCUGUCCAGCGGAUCUGCAGAAGGUGCUCACGCUCUACUUCUCAGACAAGCGCUCGGUGAUUGAGCAGGAGGCGCUGCACUUGGAGGACUCUGACUUCCUGUCCAGCAAUGACCUGACUCACAGCCUCUCAUCAUACCUAAAACAGGUUUGUCCUAAAUGGGCCAAGAUCCAAAAGCAACACACAGAAAAGGGAUCGGCGGUUCUGCUCAUCGUCUGUAGCUCUGCUCUUCGAUGCAUCGAGCUCAUCAAGAAUCUGUCUGCAUUCAAGGGCCAAGCCAGAGUCCUGAAGCUCUUUGCUAAACACAUAAAGGUGGAGGAGCAGGUGAAGCUGCUGCAGAAAGGCGUCGUUCAUAUCGGAGUGGGAACGCCUGGAAGGAUUAGUGCCCUCAUUGACAAAGAGGCUUUGAGCUUGACUGCUUUGAGAUACCUGGUUGUGGACUGGAACUGGAGGGACCAGAAGCUCAGAAGGAUGGUGGACAUUCCUGAGAUCAAACUGGACUUCAUGAAGCUGUUGGAGAGCGUCAUUCUGAAUAACAGCAAAGAAGGAAAGGCCAAAAUUGGACUGUUUUAACUUGUGUUUUAACCUUGGUCAUUCGUUAUAAAGCGAUGUUUGAUUGUUGCGACAGCAGAGACACUGAAGCCGUGGGGCCUCAUCCUGUUGUUUCCUCUUGGUGUCAACUUGAAACCUGUGCAAUGCUUUUAGUAUUUUCCGAGGUUGUGUCAAACAUGUGGUGGUGUUUGUUCACCGUUGUUGUCUAACGGUGUCUCAGUGUGAUGGAUUGAAUAAACACGCUCCGAAUAAAA